ACUCAUUUCUCAAUGAUUUCCUCCAUACCAGAAGAAAACCACUCUCCAACACACAAAAAAACAAUCCCUUGUAGGAAAAAAAAGCUCUCCUCUUGCUCUCUUCUGAACAAUUCUCUCGCAAUCCUCCAUUGUUCCACCAUGUCUUGCUCAAAUCUGACAAUGUGGGUGUCUUCAAAACCUUCUCUUUCCGACACUUCUUUGCUCUCUUUCCGUUCUUUUGUCACCCCUUUUCAGUUCCCAUCUCAGAGUCCAACUACCUGUAACCCUUCAAGGUCAUCUUCGUCUUCGACCACGGUUCACUGUGGUCUCCGUGAGCUUCGAGACCGUAUCGAUUCGGUCAAGAACACACAGAAGAUCACUGAAGCUAUGAAACUCGUGGCUGCUGCUAAAGUCAGGAGAGCACAAGAAGCUGUUGUCAAUGGUAGACCUUUCUCUGAAUCUCUUGUUGAAGUCCUUUACAACAUCAAUGAGCAGCUCCAGACCGAAGACAUUGAUGUUCCUCUUACCAGCAUCAGGCCUGUCAAAAAAGUUGCCUUGGUUGUUGUCACCGGUGAUCGUGGUCUUUGUGGAGGUUUCAACAAUGCUAUCCUCAAGAAAGCUGAAGCGAGAAUUGCAGAAUUGAAGCAGCUUGGACUCGAUUAUACGAUCAUCAGUGUGGGGAAAAAGGGUAAUACGUAUUUCGUCCGCAGGCCUUAUAUUCCGGUGGAUCGUUACCUUGAGGGUAGCUCACUCCCUACAGCCAAAGAAGCUCAGGCGAUUGCAGAUGAUGUGUUUUCGCUCUUCGUUAGUGAAGAAGUCGAUAAAGUCGAGCUUCUAUACACGAAAUUCGUAUCGUUGGUUAAGUCUGAUCCGGUGAUUCAUACUUUGCUACCACUGUCACCAAGAGGAGAAAUCUGUGAUGUGAACGGUGUCUGUGUUGAUGCAGCUGAGGACGAGUUCUUCAGAUUGACCACCAAGGAAGGGAAACUGACCGUCGAGAGAGAUGUUGUGAGGACCGAGACUGCCGAUUUCUCUCCGAUUUUGCAGUUCGAGCAGGAUCCAGUCCAGAUUCUCGAUGCUUUGUUGCCUCUUUAUCUCAACAGCCAGGUAUUGAGGGCUUUGCAGGAAUCAUUAGCUAGUGAGCUUGCAGCUAGGAUGAGUGCCAUGAGCAAUGCUACUGAUAACGCCCAGGAACUGAAAAAGACCUUAUCUAUCGUCUACAACCGUCAGCGUCAAGCGAAGAUCACUGGAGAGAUAUUGGAGAUCGUAGCUGGUGCCAAUGCUUUGGUCUGAUGGACGCGUGCUUGUUCCGCCGUCAAUCGCGUUUCAUUGUAGGUACUGAGAAGAAUCAUUAAAUUAUGAGUAUUUCCCUUAUUCAUUUCUAUAUACUUGUUCAUGAACAAUCAUGCAGAUAUGAUCCCUUCUUUUUGGCAUUGUGAUUCUCAAAUGCUUAUUAAGUCUGCACAAUUGAGAGACGCAAUGUGUUUUGCAAUUGAAAAAUAAGAGCGUUUUCCCA
Molecule: messenger RNA, 1495 nt
Organism: Hibiscus syriacus
Lineage: Eukaryota; Viridiplantae; Streptophyta; Magnoliopsida; Malvales; Malvaceae
Product: ATP synthase gamma chain, chloroplastic-like
Exons: 1
Coding region: 13-1272 (419 amino acids)
Biological process (GO): proton motive force-driven ATP synthesis
Cellular component (GO): chloroplast thylakoid membrane
Molecular function (GO): proton-transporting ATP synthase activity, rotational mechanism
Source: RefSeq, a predicted model, not a curated record